Cloeon dipterum is the source of this 1333-nucleotide messenger RNA. RefSeq names its product Regulatory particle triple-A ATPase 4 (gene Rpt4). The transcript is spliced from 9 exons. Gene Ontology annotation, biological process: positive regulation of RNA polymerase II transcription preinitiation complex assembly. The record is from RefSeq and is a predicted model, not a curated record. Bases 48 to 1232 code for a protein of 394 amino acids. NCBI's taxonomy places the organism in Eukaryota, Metazoa, Arthropoda, Insecta, Ephemeroptera, Baetidae. Gene Ontology annotation, cellular component: cytosolic proteasome complex; proteasome regulatory particle, base subcomplex. Gene Ontology annotation, molecular function: ATP hydrolysis activity; proteasome-activating activity; ATP binding.
CACCGACUGCCCCACCCCCUUUGUCAGUGUGUUUAGGCCUUGUAAUCAUGGCGGCGAUCGCAAUGGACCCGAUCAGGGAGAAAUCUCUGACUGAUUAUAAAAAGAAACUUUUGGAGCACAAAGAAGUUGAAGGUCGUUUGAAAGACAUGCGUGAGCAGCUGAAGGAGCUCACAAAGCAGUAUGAUAAAUCGGAAAACGAUCUGAAGGCACUUCAAAGCGUUGGGCAGAUAGUAGGAGAAGUUCUAAAGCAGCUGACUGAAGAGAAAUUUAUUGUGAAAGCGACAAAUGGACCAAGAUACGUGGUUGGCUGCCGAAGGCAGUUGGACAAAGCCAAGCUCAAGUCUGGCACUCGAGUGGCUUUAGAUAUGACCACCUUGACCAUUAUGAGGUAUUUGCCAAGGGAGGUUGAUCCCUUGGUGUACAACAUGUCUCACGAGGACCCAGGGGAUGUCACUUAUUCUGAAAUUGGAGGUCUUGGAGAGCAAAUUCGUGAGCUGAGAGAGGUGAUAGAGCUGCCUCUGCUGAAUCCAGAGCUCUUCAUGCGAGUGGGCAUCACUCCGCCCAAAGGCUGCUUGCUCUAUGGACCUCCAGGAACAGGAAAAACCCUCUUGGCACGUGCUGUUGCCAGCCAGCUGGAUGCCAAUUUCCUGAAAGUUGUCUCCAGCGCAAUUGUUGAUAAAUACAUUGGCGAGAGUGCCCGUUUAAUCCGAGAAAUGUUCAACUACGCCAGAGAUCACCAGCCUUGCAUCAUUUUCAUGGAUGAAAUCGAUGCCAUUGGUGGCAGGAGAUUUUCGGAAGGCACAUCAGCUGACAGAGAAAUCCAGCGCACUCUGAUGGAACUACUGAACCAAAUGGAUGGCUUUGACUCUCUUGGACAGGUGAAAAUUAUCAUGGCCACAAAUAGGCCCGACACUCUGGACCCUGCCCUGCUGAGACCUGGUCGUCUGGAUAGGAAAAUUGAAAUUCCCUUGCCCAAUGAGCAAGCUAGACUAGAAAUUCUCAAAAUUCACGCUGGUCCUAUUGCCAAGCAUGGGGAAAUUGAUUACGAGGCAGUGGUGAAGUUGUCUGAUGGCUUCAAUGGUGCUGACCUGAGGAAUGUGUGCACAGAGGCUGGUCUUUUCGCCAUCAGAGCUGAACGCGAGUAUGUCAUCCAAGAGGACUUCAUGAAGGCUGUGCGCAAAGUGUCUGAUAACAAGAAACUCGAAUCAAAGCUUGACUACAAGCCUAUCUAAAUGAGGUCCCAGGAUUUUAUUCGCAUAUUGCGUCUAUAGCUUGUAACAACACUUGAAUCGUUUGCAUUAAUUAAAAUUUCAGUAUACUUUAAUUAUCAAAA